AUCGACCAUGCCGCCCACACAAAACCAACAAAUUCUUAAUAACUAUCCUGGACUGGCCAAUAGCCAAAAUGGCUCAAAUCGUAAUUAUAAUCCCAUACUUAUACCCCAACGCCAAUCCUUAUUGCCCUGGGGUAGCCAUUCAAGAUCCUCAAUAAUCAAUAUUAUGCCCUACAAUACCUCGACCAGCACCAAUGCUUCCCAACUCGACAACAAUGCGGAUAACAACAUGUUAAGGCCCGGCGAAAUUGUUAUGCGUAAUCUCUUUUCCGAUUUCACCCAACAGGCUGAGAAGAAAAUCGAAUUGGUGAUGUUGGAAAGUGCCGAUAAACCUCUCUCCAAGCUAUUGCAACGUGGGGAAGAUCAACAAUUCGAUCAGCUACUCUCCGCUUUGGGCAAUGUGGCCGAACAUUGUUUGCCAUCACUACUGCACACACUCUUGGCAUGGCACAGACGCCAGUUGUCCGAUGCUGAAAUUAAAAAUGAUCUCAAGCGCAUGGAGAAAUCGGCCAAUGCAAAUGCCAAACCGCUAAGCUCACAAGAGCUUGAAUUUCAAUUGCAACGACGUGAAGCCGCAGUGGAGUUUAUUUUCUGUCUAGCCCUCAUUGAGAUUCUCAAGCAACUUCCCUUCCAUCCUGGCCACGAGGAUUUGGUGCGUAGCAUUGAAAAUUUGGCCUUUAAACAUUUCAAAUACAAAGAAGGCCUACAGAAUAAUCCCAAUGCCCAUAAUAUACACAUGAUUGCCGAUUUGUAUGCCGAGGUAAUUGGUGUUUUGGCCCAAUCACGCUUCAGUUCGGUGCGAAAACGUUUCAUGAGUGAACUCAAGGAGUUGCGCGCCAAAGAGCCAUCCCCACAUACCACACAAAGUAUUAUAAGUUUACUGAUGGGCAUGAAAUUCUUUAGGGUUAAGAUGGUGCCCAUUGAAGAAUUCGAAGCAUCAUUUCAAUUUAUGCACGAAUGUGGCCAGUACUUUUUGGAAUUAAAAGAUAAGGAUAUUAAACAUGCCUUGGCCGGUUUAUUUGUGGAGAUUUUAGUGCCAGUUGCAGCGGCAGUUAAAAAUGAAGUUAAUGUCCCAUGCGUUAAGAAUUUCGUAGAAUUAUUGUAUAUGCAAACACUGGAUGCUUCGACCAAGUCUAAACAUCGCCUUGCCCUAUUUCCGUUGGUCACCUGCCUACUGUGCGUGUCACAAAAAACCUUCUUCUUAUCGAAUUGGCAUUAUUUCCUCGCGAUGUGUUUGAGUAAUUUAAAGAAUCGAGAUGCCAAAAUGAGUCGUGUCGCCUUGGAAUCGUUGUAUCGACUUUUAUGGGUCUAUAUGAUACGCAUUAAAUGCGAAUCGAAUUCGGCAACACAUUCACGUCUACAAAGUAUUGUGAAUUCAUUGUUUCCAAAAGGCUCAAAGGGUGUGGUACCACGUGAUACUCCAUUGAAUAUUUUUGUCAAAAUUAUACAAUUUAUUGCUCAAGAACGUUUGGAUUUUGCCAUGCGUGAAAUUGUCUAUGAUCUGUUGUGUGUGGGUCGGCCAAUAAAGUUAAUCCUCAAUCCGGAACGCAUGAGCAUUGGCCUGAGAGCUUUCCUUGUAGUUGCCGAUUCGCUGCAGCAAAAAGAUGGCGAACCCCCAAUGCCACGCACCGUACCCGUCCUACCAUCCGGCAAUACACUGCGUGUCAAGAAAACCUACAUCAAUAAAAUGCUAACCGAUGACACAGCUCGCAGCAUUGGCAUGUCGACAUAUUUCCCCCAUGUGCGUCGUGUUUUUGUUGAUAUUUUACGAGCUCUCGAUGUUCACUAUGGACGACCUCUGAUGAUGACAAAUACCCAGAAUCAAAAUAAGGAACCUGACGAAAUGCUAUCGGGUGAACGUAAACCUCGCAUUGAUCUCUUCAGGACUUGUGUGGCAGCUGUGCCACGCUUAAUACCCGACACAAUGACACCGCAAGAACUUGUCGACUUGCUCUCGCGUCUCACCGUACACAUGGACGAAGAGCUGCGCAUGUUAACGCAUCAGUCGUUGCAAACAUUGGUUAUAGAUUUUCCGGAUUGGCGUCAGGAUGUCGUGCACGGUUACACACAGUUUCUGGUGCGCGAUGUCACCGACACUUAUCCGCAACUUUUGGAGAAUUGUACACGAAUGUUGUUUGUAUUUUUGAAUAUAUGGCGGUGUGCCAUCAAUGUGAAUGGUAGCAAUGGCAACAAUGGCAUGCUGAAGACACCCACCACAGCUACAAGUUCCCUAAACACCAAUCAAGGGGCGACUGGCGCAACUCAGACAGCAACAGGUAUUACUGCAACCGGUGCCAAUAAUAUGGUGGGCAAAGAUACCGCCACAAGUCAAUUGUCCAGUGCCAGUAAUGUCAAGAGUAUAACAAAUACAAAUUCAAGUGCUACAUCCAGUAUUACCUCGAGUGGCAUGUCAAGCAUAACCCAGGCUACAGUUAUUAACUUGGCUGAAAGUGGCAAGAAAAAUGAAAUUCCCCUGGCUACUACGCUGCAUUUUGUUGAGGGGUAUGCUUUGGUUCUGCUCUGCAAUUAUCGUCCAUAUCUGCGUAAAUUAGCAGCUAUGAUUUUGAAAGAAGUAAAAAAUCUUAUGAAGGCAUUGGGUAUACCGGAAACUGAACCUCCGCUACUGGAUGUUAUUGAUAAAUGUUGUCCGCAGGUAUUGGAUAAGUGUCUACCGCAUCUACCUCAAACAGAAAAGACUGCUAUUCUAAACGCUACACAAAUUGAUUUACAAUGGAUUGUGGAACGGUCAAGCGGUGUGUGGUUGGGUGGCCUAACCGAUGACAAUUCUAAAUCAUCAACAUCCACAUUAAAUCUCUCACAAUCGAGUGGUGGUGGCGGCGUUGGCGGUUCACCGCAAACACAGCAUCAAUUCGAUCCAUGGUCGGUGUGUUUGUUUGGAUUCUUGGAAAGAGAUCGUAUAUUGCAAAAGUGUCCAUCGGUAGUGGCACAGGCCUGGCCCAUAUGUUAUGCACGUCUAACAACUCUGUACAGUGUUAUUGAUCCAACGCCGGUCAGUGAUAAUCGUGCCUCGUUGCUGCGUUCAUCGGCACCAACAAAACGUGUACCCACCGAAAGUCAAAAGGAUCUGUAUCUGCGUAUCUGGCGUAAUCAGGUGGCAAUGGCAAUGCGUUUGGUACCACAAAUAUUGAGUGUGGCCAUACGUUGUGCCUCGCCCGAUUUAAGUUUAAGUUCAUCGCCCGAUUCUCUAAAUGCUGACCGCAGCGACAAAUCAGCAUUGGGCACUGCCUCGCCACAGGCAUUAUACAAAUUGGUUGUACCCUUGUUACGCUGUGAAGUGGCCGAUGUUCGCGAUGCUGCUGUCAAUGCUCUGGGAAUGAUUAACCAUGAUGCUCUCAAAGAUCUAAUGGAAGAGCUGGUUGUCUAUAUUCGUGAAGCUGUUGACCGUAAACAGGAAAAUAUGCGGCGUCGUCGUAGACGAGAUGCUUUGCGUUUGCAGUUGGUAAGGGUUUUGGAGAAAAUCGCUGAAAAUGGAACAUUUGGCGUUAGCACUUGUGUCCUGGAACGUGAUACAAUGUCGUUACAUCCGACAUUUGUUGAGUAUAUAGACGGUGCGAUGCAAUAUCUUUUGGCCGAAACGGACAAGGACAACAUCAGCAUUCGUGAGGUCAAGGCGCACUUUUGCAAUUUCAUACGGAAGAUGAUAAAGAACUUUUCUCUUGAAUCCUGUGCCACCCUAUUGACACGUGAUUUAAAACGUAAUUUAUUCAAUUUAUUUGCCACCUGGUCCGGUAAUUUUGCCAAGCCAUUGGGCAUAGCCGCUCAACAGAUUGGCCAAUCGCCCGAAGAGGAAAAGUUACAGUUCAGCGCAUUACAAGCAAUGUCGGCUCUCUUGUGCUGUGGUCAUGUUUUUUAUACGCCCUAUUUAUCAGACGAUGGCAUCAUUUACAAAUGGCUUGACAUGUUGUUGGCCUCCAAAGAUGAAAAGAUUUAUCAAUUGGCUCGUGAUACGGUCGUUCUACUAUUGGAAUGCAAUCCAGAUAUGGGCCAAUUAUUGGAAUGGGUUAUUGAUCGUUGUUAUACCUCAGCACCCAGAGAGGCGGAUGCUUGCUUUCUGGCAUUGGCGGCUAUAUUUAGUGCAAGAGAAUAUCCCUGUGAUCAUUAUACAUCCGUUAUAACCGUCACAUUACUCAUGACAGGAUGUCCUCGUGUUGAAGUCCAUUCUACGGCAUUGUUGCUACUACAAAUUCUCGAUAAACGUUUCUUUGGCAGUGUUGGACCACUGCAUGCGGACAAUGAAAAAGGUAUGUUUCAUCCAUACUAA
This is a messenger RNA of Musca vetustissima, 4279 nucleotides long. It is a transcript of the gene fry, whose product is annotated as protein furry. Lineage: Eukaryota; Metazoa; Arthropoda; Insecta; Diptera; Muscidae. The record is from RefSeq and is a predicted model, not a curated record. Bases 8 to 4279 code for a protein of 1423 amino acids. The transcript has 15 exons. Gene Ontology annotation, biological process: neuron projection development; cell morphogenesis. Gene Ontology annotation, cellular component: cell cortex; site of polarized growth.